ACCUUGUGGUAAAAAGCUAACAUGGCAACGACACCUUCCUAGAGUCAAGACAUCAAGCUGUUUUUGGACAUAAAUACAAGAGCAACCAUCAUUCAGACCACCCACUUCAGAUCUCCACUUGCAAGACACAAGAACCAGAGACAAAAUCUCCCGUCUUAGCCUCAGUUUUCUUGCUGAAACGAAUCAUUACUUGCUCUCUUGUUUUGUUUGAUCUUUUUCAGUAAUGGAGAACUUGAUGGGCUUGCUUAGAAUUCAUGUGAUUAGAGGGGUCAACCUUGCUGUAAGAGAUGUCUGUAGCAGUGACCCUUAUGUUGUGGUCAAGAUGGGCAAACAGAAACUGAAGACUCGCGUUAUAAAGCAGAAUAUCAAUCCUGAGUGGAACGAUGAUUUGACUCUUUCUAUUGUGGAUCCAAAACUUCCAGUCUUGAUUAGAGUGUAUGACAAAGACACAUUCAGCUUAGAUGAUAAGAUGGGAGAUGCAGAAUUUGACAUCAGUCAAUUCAUAGAAGUCGUAAAGAUGCGAUUGGAUAACCUCCCUAGUGGAACCAUAAUAAGAAAAAUUCAACCAAGCAGGGAAAAUUGCCUAGCUGAAGAGAGCUGCAUUGUCUGGGCUACUGGCAAAUUGGUUCAGAACCUGUUUCUUAGACUGAAGCAUGUGGAGACUGGUGAAGUUGAACUCCAGCUAGAGUGGAUUGAUAUCCCUGGUUCAAGGGGAUUGUAGAUUGCGCCUUCUGUGUUCUUAAGGUCUGCAAUAAUAGUGUACAGUUAGAACUCAGAACGGUCCGCCGGUCAGCCGUGGACAAGUUUGUUUGUGAUGUUUAUUGCUAUGCGUGGAGAUCAAAUAUGUAACUUGAAUUUGAAGUGAGAUUUUGCUAUUUAUAUGUUUUGUAUUUCCUAAUCUGUUGCUAUAAAAACUCCGCCGGAGACGGCUUCUUGUGCCAUUGUGAGUUUUUCUAGCAAAACAAGGAAAAUAAGGAAUUUUUCUGGGCAGUGAACAUUCUUGAA
This is a messenger RNA of Populus trichocarpa (black cottonwood), 1005 nucleotides long. RefSeq names its product protein C2-DOMAIN ABA-RELATED 4. Lineage: Eukaryota; Viridiplantae; Streptophyta; Magnoliopsida; Malpighiales; Salicaceae. Bases 224 to 721 code for a protein of 165 amino acids. The transcript has 3 exons. The record is from RefSeq and is a predicted model, not a curated record.